AUGAUUCGCUCCGUGACCGCCGCGAUCCGCCGCCCUCUGCGCCGCACUCACCCCGCGAUUUCCGCCUCCAGGCUCUUCAGCAGCGACUCUUCUUCUUCUUCUUCUUACAAUGCCCAGUCAGCUGCACGCACACUCAAGCUGCUGGAACGCCGCAAGGUCUCAACUCUCGACAUCGGUAUCUUCAAGCGCAAGAAGAAACCAAUCACUAUGGUCACGGCCUAUGACUAUCCAUCGGCAGUGCACGUCGACCUGGCGGGCUUUGACAUAUUGCUAGUGGGGGACUCUCUCGGAAUGGUGGAGCUGGGUAUGGACACGACACUCCCGGUGACUCUGGACGACAUGAUUCAUCACACUCAGGCGGUCAAGCGAGGAGCUACGCGCCCGCUAGUGAUCACGGAUAUGCCGUUUGGCACUUGUGAAGGAACACCAUUCGAAGCGUUGAAGAACGCUCAGCGUCUCAUGAAGGAACGAACUCCACAGUUCAAUGAUAAAGACAUGCAAGAAGGCGGAGCGGACUGCGUGAAGAUCGAGGGAGGCAAGGAACGCGCUGAAACAAUCAAGACUAUCGUUGAUGGAGGUAUCGCUGUGAUGGGACACAUCGGACUCCGACCGCAGCACAUUAGCGUCCUGGGAGGGUUCCGCGCUCAGGGACGCACGGCUGCCCAAGCACGAAUGAUCAUCGAGGACGCGUUGGCUGUGCAGAAGGCUGGUGCUUUUGCUGUUGUCCUGGAGUGUGUUCCAUCAGCCGUUUCGAAGGCCGUGACGGAGCUGCUGAAGAUUCCGACGGUCGGAAUCGGUGCUGGACCCGAGACGGAUGGCCAAGUGUUGGUCUUCCAUGACCUCCUGGGGAUGCUUCAGCACCCGCAUCAUGCUCAGUUCGUCCCCAAAUUUUGCAAGCGAUACGCUGACGUUGGCGAACAGAUCCGCAUCGGCCUUGAGAAUUAUCGCGACGACGUGGAGAGCGGUCGCUUCUCGAGUGAGGCCUACUCUCCAUACAAGAUGUCGAAAGAGGAGACGCAGAAGCUGCACGAUAUGAUGGCUACCGAAUACAGCCAGAAGGACGACGACGAAGACCAAGACAUGACGCACUCGGAGGUCACGAAGGUCUACUAA
Messenger RNA from Phytophthora nicotianae INRA-310, 1113 nucleotides. RefSeq names its product 3-methyl-2-oxobutanoate hydroxymethyltransferase. Gene Ontology annotation, molecular function: magnesium ion binding; 3-methyl-2-oxobutanoate hydroxymethyltransferase activity. The transcript has 7 exons. The record is from RefSeq and is a predicted model, not a curated record. Gene Ontology annotation, biological process: pantothenate biosynthetic process. The coding region runs from base 1 to 1113 and encodes 370 amino acids. Lineage: Eukaryota; Oomycota; Peronosporomycetes; Peronosporales; Peronosporaceae. Gene Ontology annotation, cellular component: mitochondrion.